Molecule: messenger RNA, 1089 nt
Organism: Mya arenaria
Lineage: Eukaryota; Metazoa; Mollusca; Bivalvia; Myida; Myidae
Product: neuronal acetylcholine receptor subunit beta-3-like
Exons: 7
Coding region: 1-1089 (362 amino acids)
Biological process (GO): monoatomic ion transmembrane transport; signal transduction; regulation of membrane potential
Cellular component (GO): neuron projection; synapse; membrane
Molecular function (GO): transmembrane signaling receptor activity; neurotransmitter receptor activity; extracellular ligand-gated monoatomic ion channel activity
Source: RefSeq, a predicted model, not a curated record
AUGCGGCUCAAAUAUAAGUUUUGGUCAGACCCUAGGCUUUCGUGGAGUCCCGAGGAUUACGGUGACAUGGAAUCCACCGUUAUGUCCAUAACUGAUGUCUGGGUGCCGCCUAUCGUGUUAAGCAACGCGGCAGAUGGAAUAAGCAUGUUGAGUGAGGAAGACGGUAUGGGCAGAUCGUACCUGUACACGAUGGCGGAUGGCACGUUGAUGUGGUACACUUCAGCUAACUUUGUCUCGCAGUGCCACAUAAAUGUAGAGUUCUUCCCGUUUGAUUCACAGGAGUGUGAAAUAAUUAUAACACCUUGGACCAUCAGUUCCGAUGCGAUGAAUCUGUACUCCACCUUUAAAAUCGUCGAUACUAACCUAUUCGAAGAAAAUGGAGAGUGGGACUUGGUUAAUAGCAGAGUUCAGAACUACACAAGAAACGUCGGCGUUGAUGCUUUUCCAGGAGUGAAGUUCAUCCUUAGUCUGAAGAGAAAAGUCUCCUACUAUCUAAUCAAUAUGAUACUUCCGGUCAUUUUCCUUGCCAUUGUCGGCUCUUUCGUAUUUGUACUUCCGGUUGAAAGCGGGGAGAAGAACGGGUUUGCGCUGACCAUUCUACUGUCAAUGUCGGUCAUAUUGACCAUCGUAUCGGACGCAAUUCCACCGAUAUCGACCCAAACAAGCCAGUUGAGCGUGUAUCUCCUCGUGAUCUUCAUCAUAUGUUCCCUGGAGACCAUACUGACAGUAGUGAGUUGCCAGAUACAUUCCUAUAAGGCCAAAGGUUACGUACCUGGACCGGUGGGGCAGAAAAUUGCAGCGUUCCUGGCGAAACUAUCACUUUACCGGAGGGCCAAAGACCAGCCUGGCAAUGUUGUUACGCCAAAAGAGGACGAUGGGAACGGAAGCCCUAAAAAGAAAGACUUAGUUCAGCAGGAGGCAUGGACAGAGGAGGCUCAAAAUAAACACAUACUAUAUGACUAUGAAGAAGUUGCGUUUGUUAUGGACAGAGUCUUCUUUGGGUUCUUCCUUAUUAUGCAGAUACUGUUCACGCUUAUCUUCUGUGUAAACCUUCAAAUUCAGGGAGAUAAUACUGGGGGUAGCGUAUAG